Molecule: messenger RNA, 1053 nt
Organism: Sparassis crispa
Lineage: Eukaryota; Fungi; Basidiomycota; Agaricomycetes; Polyporales; Sparassidaceae
Exons: 4
Coding region: 1-1053 (350 amino acids)
Source: RefSeq, a predicted model, not a curated record
AUGCCCGGGAAUCGCGACCGCAAGUUGGUGCUACGCAAGCCAACAAGAGCGAACCAGCCAUAUGUUAUGCUCCAUAAGCUACGUGACAUAAGACGCGAGCAGGACAUGACCCAUGAUGCCGUCAGGAAGCAGCAGCCUCAAGGACAAGUUCCAGACGAUAGUAUGUCUGAUGGUGGCUCGGACAGGGGCUUUGCACUGUCAUCAGAAGGCGGUAUUGACUCCGUGCACAGUGGUGCUGAUGGACAGAAUGUUGCUACAAGCCGAGGUCAAGAAGAUUAUGAUAUGUCGGAGUACUCGGGUAGCGACUACAGUGAGACGAAGAAGGUCGAGCUGAUGAGAUGCGAGAACCGUCUGCGACGUCGUCAAGAAGAUGUUAAUACUGAGCAAGAUGAUGACUUACUCGAUGAGGAGAUGGUGGAUGACGUUGUCACCGAACUUGAAGUCCAUGGACCGCAUGCACGCACCCUUGAAAAGCGGAAUGAUCUUCGCACGCACAGCCGGACCGUUCGUGGCAAGGGGAAGCAGCGCGUUGUGCAGCUUGAUGAGGCUGAAGAGAUUGCUGAACGAGAGGUCAUGGCUGGCGGUGCCAAUUGGCAGAAGAGUACGGGUCCAUUCUCGAAGCAAGCAAGGGCUGCCGCGGUCACCUUUGGAGAGGUCGUAAUGCGUGAGGCUGAGAACCUUGCACGGAAGCACGGCAAAUCCACCCGGGACGUCCUGAUCCUCGCUGGAUUGUCGUUCAAGCCCUCGCGCGCUGCGAAUCCUGCUAACAAGUAUAGGCAGUGGUAUUCUUACCACCAUCCGAAGGCGGACAAUGUCACCACUGCGGACUACCUGAAGGAGGUUAAUACUACUUACAAGAAGAUGUUUGAAGGUGUCGACAGUCGAAAUGACGAGCAACGUGCGCUCGUCAUGAAGCCGAUUCUCGAUUUCUGUGACUCGAUCGAGAAGGAUCCCAGCCUGGCGAAGCACUCUAUGCAGUCCAUCACUGCUCGGAUGUUGAGUGCGAAGGACCAGUUUACCGCGUUGGUCAGUGAUGUCAGUUAUGAAAGAUAA